AUGGGAAACACGCAUAGUAAGCGUGCCAUGUCAGAAAAUAUGAAAGACGUUUCGAUGGUGGACGUCAGCAGCGCCGAAGACGAGGAUAAAAAGGGCUCUCAAAGAGCUAUAGUACAAAGUUUCUCCAAGUUAGACAUAGGGGACCAUAGCUCCUCCGGAGCCCCACUAAUGCGCAGACGAUCUACGCUGAUCUUCGAUGACGAGGAUGAGUCACCGAGACAUGAGGAGAAUGUUGGCGACCAGGCAGAUCUCAAUGAGUUUGGGGGACCCUCGUCGGAAUCAUCGUCCUCCGCUUCUGUCUUCCACCAGCGGCAGCAGCAGACACCACCUGCACAAGAAAGCGAGCCGCCAGCGGCUGAAGCUCCAAGGGUUAUGGUGCCUGUUGAAAUUACGUGGCAGCAGGGCGGAAGUAAGGUCUACGUAACCGGUUCGUUCACUGGCUGGCGGAAAAUGAUUGGUCUUGUGCCAGUAGCAGACCAGCCCGGAGUUUUCCACAUCAAAUUGCAACUUCCACCAGGAACUCAUCGGUUCCGUUUCAUUGUGGAUAAUGAGCUGAGAUUCAGUGACUAUCUGGCCACAGCUACGGACCAAAUGGGAAAUUUUGUGAACUACCUUGAGAUUUCUCCGCAAGACUCACAACAGCAGCUGCAGUUACAGCAGCAACAGCAACAGCAACAGCAACAGCAACCGCAACAGCUGCAACCUCUGCAACAGCCUCAGCAGCCGCAACCUCAAGAGCAGCCGCAACACCCCGCUAAUUACCCGCCCCGCUCACGGCGCGCGGAAGCAGCGGCAGAACCUCUCAGUGCUCGUUCUAAGCUAGCCCUUCAAAUCGAAGAAGAGCCCGAUGAUAUGGGCGAUGGAUACAGUAGAUUCCAUGGCGGUGCCGAAGCUACCCCUGCCUAUAGCUACACGACUGACAUCCCAGCUGUUUUCACAGAUUCUUCAGUAAUGGAGCAGUAUUACCUGACGCUUGAUCAACAACAGAACAACCAACAGAGCAUGGCCUGGUUGACUCCUCCACAGCUUCCUCCGCAUCUGGAAAACGUCAUCCUCAACAAUUACUCGAAUUCUUCUGAUCCUGGAGGUUCAGGGAGCGAAAAUAACUCCGGCGCGCUGCCUAUCCCCAAUCACGUUGUUCUAAAUCAUUUGGCCACCAGUAGUAUAAAACACAACACUUUAUGCGUGGCCAGCAUUGUCAGGUACAAGCGCAAGUAUGCUACUCAAAUACUGUACUCUCCCCUGCAGUAA
Lachancea thermotolerans CBS 6340 is the source of this 1251-nucleotide messenger RNA. RefSeq names its product Sip2p (gene SIP2). Lineage: Eukaryota; Fungi; Ascomycota; Saccharomycetes; Saccharomycetales; Saccharomycetaceae. The transcript has a single exon. Gene Ontology annotation, cellular component: cytoplasm; nucleus; nucleotide-activated protein kinase complex. Bases 1 to 1251 code for a protein of 416 amino acids. The record is from RefSeq and is a predicted model, not a curated record. Gene Ontology annotation, molecular function: protein kinase binding. Gene Ontology annotation, biological process: signal transduction.